AUGAAACCUUACGACACCGUUAUAGCAGACAUUAUUGCUGACAGUCAGGAAGUUGCGCAGCACCGAGAUGCGCUUGACCGCCGACAAUUCUUAACCCGGCUUGCUACUGGUGUUGGCGGGAUCGGUGGUGCAUUAGGCGCACUUCCGGCGUUCGCGCAGCUGAGUAGUGGGCAGUUACAGCCCGAUACCACGACAACAACACCCCUUACACCUGUCGUUGAGGCUGUCAGUGAAAACGUCUGGGAUGGUGAUCGGCUCGAUGAAGAUGCUGUCAGUGAACUGAUCGAUCAGGCGAUGAUGAAGUUCACUGGACGUGCUUCCGCGAAAGAGGCGUGGCGAGAUAUUGUCCUGCCUGAUGAUAUCGUCGGUAUAAAAAUCAACCCACUUGGCGGACCGGAACUCAGCACACAUCCUAUCAUCGUUGAUAAGAUCGUUGAGGGGUUAUACGGCGCGGGUGUCCUCAAAAAACAAAUUAUUAUCUGGGACCGGUUUGAAAGCCAUCUCUUAAACGCUGGGUAUCCUAUCAAGCAAGAUGAAGGCGAAGUGCAGACUAUUGCCUCUGACACAGAGGGUAUUGGGUAUGAUGACGAAGUGUUUUAUGAAAGCGGAAAAGACAGUGUUAACCGCAGGGAGAACGAAAGUACCCGCUCUCGGUAUUCCCAAAUCGUCACACAGCAAGUUGAUGUAUUGAUUAAUGUUCCCGUCUUGAAGCACCAUGAGAUGGCGGGGGUCAGCGGGUGUCUAAAGAACCUCGCGUUUGGCAGUGUUGAUAACACACGCCGGUUCCAUGCGAAACCGCUCUAUUGCAACCCGGCUAUCGCUGAGAUUCUGGAGCAUAGGGUCCUGAAAGAUAAACUUGCGCUCAAUAUCGUUGAUGGGUUGGUUGCAUCGUUUGACCGGGGACCCACAUAUCACGCCGAAAGCGCGUGGAAAUACGGCAGUCUCUUUGUCGGUGCAGAUCCGGUUAUUCUUGAUGUCCUUGUCCUUCAGACUAUCAACCAGAAGCGCGAAGAGAUGGAGUUGGGUUCUGUGUCUAAGUUAGCGAACCAUAUCAACACGGCGAGUGCGCUCGGUUUAGGCACAAAUACACUUGACCAAGCCGACCUUCAGAGAGUUGAGGUUUAA
This is a messenger RNA of Geodia barretti, 1125 nucleotides long. The record is from the annotation of a GenBank genome assembly. Lineage: Eukaryota; Metazoa; Porifera; Demospongiae; Tetractinellida; Geodiidae.